Messenger RNA from Bombina bombina (fire-bellied toad), 2225 nucleotides. RefSeq names its product MCL1 apoptosis regulator, BCL2 family member (gene MCL1). Gene Ontology annotation, cellular component: mitochondrial outer membrane. Gene Ontology annotation, biological process: positive regulation of apoptotic process; intrinsic apoptotic signaling pathway in response to DNA damage; extrinsic apoptotic signaling pathway in absence of ligand. Gene Ontology annotation, molecular function: protein heterodimerization activity; protein homodimerization activity; channel activity. Lineage: Eukaryota; Metazoa; Chordata; Amphibia; Anura; Bombinatoridae. The record is from RefSeq and is a predicted model, not a curated record. The transcript has 3 exons. The coding region runs from base 73 to 1029 and encodes 318 amino acids.
UAUUCUUUCUCUGUGUUCAUUCCAGUCUCAAGGUUUCAGGAGUUAGUGUUAUUUUCUGUAAUUGUAAUCAAGAUGAUGAAUCAUUCAAUUAUGUAUUUGAAUCGCAAAACAGGGAUGUUGCCUUUGCAAUUAUGCUGUGGUAAUGGAGGAUUAACGAAAGAUGGAGUCGUUGGUUCAACGACAGAAGCAGCAACAAUGGCGCCUGUCGUUGCAGGGUCGACCGCGCGCCACGAGCUCGCGCCCCUCCAACUGUCGCAACGAACGCAGCUGGAACCGAUUAAAUCCAAUUCCUUGUUGGCCUUAAAUCAGUUUGAUGAAUGGGAAAAACGAAGCGAGGACUCUGUCAUGGCGAGAAUGGGAUACAAUGCUUGUGGCUCCCUGCCCUGUUCUCAGGAGGAAAUCAUAGACGAGCUUGGGGAGGAAGAAGACUCACGAUCAGUUUCUAGGGGCUCCACGUCCCCGUUACCCAGCCCGACUUACCACAAGGACGCUUUACAUCAGGAGACAUUACAACUAUUUUUUGCCUUUUUCAUGGAAUACGCCUGCGGGGAGAAAGCUGCGCUUAAAAGACCUGGGCCGAUAGACGCCUACAACCGUAAAGCCCUGGACACGUUGCUGAGAGUGGGAGGCAGUGUGAUUGAGAAGCACAAACUCGCCUUUCAAGGUAUGCUUCAUAAAAUGCCUAUAAGAAGUUCAGAGGACCUGCACAUACUUUCUGACCUUCCUUCAAUGGUCUUCAGUGAUGGUAUUACAAACUGGGGCCGGAUUGUUACUUUAAUUAGUUUUGGUGCAUUUGUUGCAAAGCAUCUGAAGGACACGAACCAUGAAGACUACAUUUCAAAGCUUGCAGAACAGUUUACAGACUAUCUGAUGAUUAGCAAAAGGGAUUGGAUAGUUCAGCAAAAUGGAUGGGCAGGAUUUGUGGAUUUCUUUCACAUAGAAGAUUAUGAGGGUGGACUCAGAACUCUUUUGAUGGCAUUUGCAGGUUUUGCUGGAAUCAGUGCAAGUCUUGCAUAUAUGAUCAGAUGAACUGUCCUUUUCCUUUAAAGUCAAAACUAUUUGUCGCAUGAAUAGUUUUCCACAAAUACAAGCAAUUAGUGUGACUAUACAAUCUAUAAAGGAUUGUAUGUUAGCCUUGUGCUAGCUGGUAAACACCGAAAACUGUUUGCUUCCAGUGUCUUUCGAUAGACAGAGUCUGUGAUUGGGCUAGCCAGUCACACGGCGAGGAGGUGGUUAUUAGAGGUACAAUUUUUUUAAAGGGACAUAUUCAAAAACUUUUAAAGCUUCUGCACCCUUUUUUUCAGUGAGAUAUUUUUUUUUUUUUUUUCUCUAAAAGGUUUUCCAUAGCUACACACAAUUCAGAAAAUAGCACUUAACAGACUUCUGCAAUCAAACUACUGUUCUAUUGAUGUGUGACGUUAUGUAAAGCUUCAGACAUUUGAACAUGCAUUGUAUCAAAAAACAUUUUGUAAAAGUAGUAAUCUGUUAUACUUCAAAGUUUUUAGAUAUGUCCCUUUAAUAAAAUUGAUUUUGAUAACGUGCAAUCCCUUGUAUAAAAUAUAUAUUUGUAAUUUAAAAAUCAGUUUAUUUUAGAUAAUGUGCCACCAAAUUCGAAAACACACUUUGUAACUAAAUUGUAUAGAAAUAUUACUUGAAAACUUUUUUUUUUUUUUAAUUUUUAUGAGCUCAUUGUUAAAGUUAAUCUAUCAAAGCUAAGUCAUCUAAUUGGGGGCAUUAAGGAUCUGGGUUAUAUUAACCCUUUAGAGCUGCUAAGCCUGUGGUUUUCUAUUUAUGCCUAAUUAAUCACAUACUGCGUACAUGCUAAAGGGGACUACCGUCAUAAAAUAAAUAUCUGACAGACCUUUCCAGUCCAUAAGCCAACAUAACGAGCCUGGUUAUACGCCUCUAAAGUAUGAUGAAUGUCUCAUUAAUUUUCAACUUUCUUAGCUUUGCGUCUUUCAUUUGGAGAACCUCUGUUUUAAGAGGUUAUUGUUGGCUGUAUGAAUGCUCCAUGAUGUUUUUUUCAGGUCCAGUCCCUAAGUACCCAUAACAGACUGAACACAAGAGGUAAACACCAGGACUGAGCCACUUAUCAAGCAGGGAAGAAUCUGGUCUGUUAAUGGUGUUUAAAGGCUUGAGUUAAACUCUACCCUGUAGAAUUGGUAUGAACGCUGUUGUUUUAACCAAUGUUAUAUUCAAUUUUCAAUAAAAAAAAUUAUAUUUUG